AUGGUAGAAGAGGAGGAUAAGCAAAUCUUACCUCAUAAAGAAUCAUUGGAGAUUGUGAGUCUAGAGGAGGGAAAAGAAGUAAAGAUCGGAACUGACAUUUCUGCUAAGACAAAGCAGGACCUCAUUGAGUUACUCUGGGAAUUCAAAGAUGUCUUUGCAUGGUCAUAUCAGGAUAUGCCUGGGUUGAGCACUGAUAUUGUGGUGCACCGUCUUCCCAUAAAAGAGGAUUGCAAGCCACUCAAGCUUAAUCCAACAAAGUGCACUUUUGGAACUAGAUCGGGGAAGUUGUUUGGCUUCAUAGUUAGUGGGAAAGGAAUUGAAGUUGAUCCAGACAAAGUCAGGGCAAUACGUGAUUUGCCUCCACCACACACACAGAAGGAAGUACGGGGUUUUUUGGGAAGAUUGAACUACAUUUCUCGGUUUAUUUCACAACUAACUGAGAAAUGUGAUCCCCUAUUUCGUCUCCUAAAAAAACAUAAUCCGGGCGUUUGGGAUGAAGAAUGCCAGAAGGCUUUUGACAAAAUAAAACAAUAUUUGUCUAAUCCUCCAGUUCUAUCAUCACCUAAUCCGGAUAGGCCAUUAAUACUGUACCUAACAGUGUUUGACAAUUCCAUGGGGUGCGUGUUAGGCCAGCAUGAUGAGACAGGGAGAAAAGAAAGGGAAAUAUACUAUAUCAGUAAGAAAUCCACUAAUUGUGAGGUGAGAUAUUCAACUAUUGAGAAGUUGUGUUGUGCUUUGGUUUGGACAACUCGAAGAUUACGACAAUAUAUGUUGUAUCACACGACAUUGCUAAUUUCAAAGUUAGACCCCUUAAAGUAUAUGAUGGAGUCGACAACUUUAAAUGGAAGGAUGGCCAGAUGGCAGAUCUUGCUUUCUGAAUUUGACAUAGUGUAUGUGAGUCAGAAGGCUGUGAAAGGGAGCGCAAUAGCUGACUUCUUAGCUAUCAGAGCUUUGGUGGAUUAUGAGCCUUUGAACUUUGAUUUCCCAAAUGAGGAUUUGAUGUAUGUGACAACCGCUGAAGAAAAUCCCCAAAUGGAUCAGGUGUGGAAGUUAAAUUUUGAUGGAGCCUCAAAUGCUGUAGGUAAUGGAAUUGGGGCAGUCCUAAUAUCUCCAAGCGGAGAUCAUUAUCCUUUUGCUAGCAAGCUAGAUUUUGAUUGCACAAAUAAUAUGGCAGAGUAUGAAGCGUGCAUUAUGGGCAUUCGUGCAGCCAUCGAGCGUAAAAUCAAAAUGUUAGAAGUGUAUGGGGAUUCUGCACUAGUGAUAUAUCAACUCAAGGGAGAAUGGGAAACAAGGGACUCUAAACUGAUCAGUUAUCGAAAGAUGGUUCUCGAAUUGAUGGACGAGUUUGAUGAUAUUACUUUUUGUUAUCUUCCACGAGAUGAGAAUCAGAUGGCUGAUGCGUUGGCUACCUUAGCCUCUAUGAUCCGAGUGAAUAGGUUAGAGGACAUGAAGCCUAUCCAGAUGAGUAUUUUUGAAACCCCGGCUCAUUGCUAUAAUGUCGAGGAAGAGGGGAAGGAUGAUCAUCCCUGGUAUUUGAAUAUAUUGCGAUAUAUAAAGAAUCAUGAGUAUCCAGAUCAGGCAACGGAGAAUGAUAAAAGAGCACUGAGAAGAUUGGCUAUUGACUAUGUUCUAGAUGGAGAAAUCCUGUACAGAAAAGGGAAGGAUCAAGUAUUGUUAAGAUGUGUGGAUGCAGUAGAAGCUAGAAAAAUUCUAGAAGAAGUCCAUGAAGGUAUCUGUGGCACACAUGCGAAUGGUUUCACAAUGGCCAGGCAGAUCAUGAGGUUUGGGUAUUAUUGGUCUACUUUGGAAAGGGAUUGCAUCAGCUAUGCUAAGAAGUGCCAUAAAUGCCAAAUUUAUGGUGAUAAAAGGCAUGCACCUCCUUGA
Molecule: messenger RNA, 1884 nt
Organism: Gossypium raimondii (Peruvian cotton)
Lineage: Eukaryota; Viridiplantae; Streptophyta; Magnoliopsida; Malvales; Malvaceae
Exons: 2
Coding region: 1-1884 (627 amino acids)
Molecular function (GO): nucleic acid binding; RNA-DNA hybrid ribonuclease activity
Source: RefSeq, a predicted model, not a curated record